Tigriopus californicus is the source of this 1276-nucleotide messenger RNA. RefSeq lists its product as uncharacterized. The transcript has 2 exons. The record is from RefSeq and is a predicted model, not a curated record. Lineage: Eukaryota; Metazoa; Arthropoda; Copepoda; Harpacticoida; Harpacticidae. Bases 25 to 1230 code for a protein of 401 amino acids.
UUUGACAAUGAAAUCUUCGGUCUCAUGCCUCAGUUUAAUAGUGUUAUCCAAGGCAAAAUGAGGUCGUGUUAUUUUGGGGCUGUAAUUGCCCUAUUACUAUUGCAAAGCUCGCAAACUAAUGCUCAAAACUUUGACGAUUGCAUGAAUGAAGUCACAACUAUCGUCGAAAAGUUCUCCACCCCUGAAGUCGAGGAGGUUGUGGUGGGAGUUCUGAAGGAGGAAUUGUGUGGGGAGGGAAACGCUUUCCCAAAUGAGGCUGAAUGCUCGUCGAGCAUAACGCAACGUUGGCCUGACAUCACCCAACUCUUCAUUGAGUUUGAGUCGGUUUUUGCCAAUGAGACUUGUACCCAAGCCAUUCCCAUUCGUUUGGACUGGAAUUGUAUCACUUGUCGCUACAGGAUUCAAGGACUUCUUUCCACUCUCAGAUCUUACACAUUCUCAAGGGCUUUCCGGGAUUUUGCCCUUGGUCCAGCUUACUGUGAACAGCAGGAUUCAACAGCUGAGGAACAAGAAGCUUGCAAGCAAUGGAUCGAGGAUUAUGUCACCAAAGCCUUUGCUGUCAUCCGUUUUACCCCCACAGAAAACAUUUGCAAUGAGAUCUACGGAGAGUGCACCGGAGAAAUUGGCUGUCGUGAUGGAAUGGCAGAAAUCUACAAACAAAUUGGUUACACCGAUACCAUUGAAAGGACUAAAACUCUCCUGAAAAGUGAGGUUUGCACUCAAACUUGGGUAGAGAGCGAAGAGGGGUGUAAGAGGGGCGUGGAUGCUCAUUGGGAUCGAAUUGCCGCAGCAGUAUCCCGAAGUGGGUUUAACUUUAUCACUAUUUGCUCCAACUACUUUGAAUACUUUGCCAACCCUGCUCCAGAGGCCACUUGGGAUUGCAGCACAUGUCAAAUGCGAGUCCGGGAGAUGAUGGGUUUUAAUCGAAACCACAAAAUUGAUUGGAUUGUGGCAUCAGUUGACCAAGUUAUCUAUGGAACGAAUAUUUGUAUGGAUGCAGAAGAUAAACCAAACGGCAUUAUAGCUUGCCAAAAGUAUGUGAGGGCGUUCAUGCCCAAAGCUGUCGAUGUCCUAAUUGAAGACGCAUACAACAACCCUGACAAAGUGUGUCGAAAUGUUUAUGACUUUGAAAAUUCAUGUCAGUUCAUUGCUGAAACUAAUAGUGCUUCUACCGGAAUGGCUGCAGUCAGCUUAUUCAUCAGCUCGUUCCUAUUGAUCAACCAGUUGUAGACUUAGUAUGACUUGGUGUUUGUGAAAAUAAAAGAGAUUAAACAGA